AUGGAAAGAAGAAAUACUCUCCCACCUCCUUCUCCCCAGAUGCGCUUAGAAGAAUUGGUCAAUGAUGAAAAGAUCAAUCAUCUUGAAGCAGAGGUAACCUACUUAAAAUCCCAACUGGAACUGCUAUCACCAGUUUUGGCUCUCUCAGUCCAAAUAUCCCAGUCCAAUUUCACCGACCCGGUCAGCUACAUCUCUGAGAAGAUCAACGAGCAGUACAUCUUAAAGCUAGCCGAAGACUCUGUUUCCAAGCGAGGCUUCUUUCAAUACCAAGAUGAAGUCGAGCAGAAGUUGGCCCAGGUCCAGAAAGAGGUUAUGAGGCAAGAGAAGGAUUUGUACUCCUGCAACUAGUAAA
This is a messenger RNA of Moneuplotes crassus, 352 nucleotides long. The record is from the annotation of a GenBank genome assembly. Lineage: Eukaryota; Ciliophora; Spirotrichea; Euplotida; Euplotidae.